Molecule: messenger RNA, 1213 nt
Organism: Vitis riparia (riverbank grape)
Lineage: Eukaryota; Viridiplantae; Streptophyta; Magnoliopsida; Vitales; Vitaceae
Product: rho GDP-dissociation inhibitor 1-like
Exons: 4
Coding region: 208-1029 (273 amino acids)
Biological process (GO): Rho protein signal transduction
Cellular component (GO): membrane; cytosol; cytoplasm
Molecular function (GO): protein binding; Rho GDP-dissociation inhibitor activity
Source: RefSeq, a predicted model, not a curated record
GAUCGAUCACCGGUUGUUUCUCCACAGCUUUCUUUAUUCCAACUGCCUUUCCUCCAAAACUCCCAACCUUCAAUUCCACCUCCACAUUUAUCAAACACACGCUCUAAACUUGGAGAAAAUUGAGGCUAAGAAUACCAAGGUCAACGAAGACUUGUUCUUCUGCCCACAUCCUUUGUUUUUUCAGGAAGUUUCUUUGUCCCAAAAAAAAUGUCAGCCCUUGUGGGAGCUAUUUCCAAAGAUUUCACUUUCAAUCCUGUAAUGGAGAAAGAGGAGAACAAGGAUGGCGAACCAACCCGUGAAUGUGAUGACUCAGAGAAGCCUGACGAUGAGGGUCGUGAAGAUGAUGAGGAUGAUGAGGCGGAAGAGGAUGGCAAGCCCAAAUCUGAGAAAGAGUUGGAGAAUAAAGAAUUGGAACUUGGUCCUCAGGUCUCUCUUAAGGAGCAGCUUGAGAAAGAUAAGGUUUAUUCUCUCUCAGUUUCCAUGUUUAUAUUGAAAUGUACUCCGCUUGAUGAUUUUGUCUUUCUGUUGCUUUCAAAGGAUGACGAAAGUUUGAGAAGAUGGAAGGAGCAGCUUCUUGGCACUGUUGAUUUCUCUGCUGUUGGAGAGAGUAAUGAGCCUGAGGUUCGAAUACAAAGCCUCUCAAUCCUGUGUAAGGACCGCCCUGAUCUGGUGUUUGCAAUUCCAUUAGCUGCCAAUUCCAAGGACCGUCUCUUCACCCUCAAGGAAGGAAGCCGAUACCACCUCAAGUUCUCCUUUGUCGUCUCUAACAACAUCGUCUCCGGCCUUAAAUAUAUACACACUGUCUGGAAGACUGGUAUUAAAGUGGACAAUACAAGAAUAAUGCUGGGAACUUUCAGUCCACAACAAGAGCCAUAUACUUAUGAGUUGGAAGAAGAAACUACUCCUUCAGGCAUGUUCGCAAGGGGUUCAUAUUCUGCAAGAAGCAAGUUUAUAGAUGAUGAUAGAAAAUGCUAUUUGGAUUUCAGUUACACCUUUGACAUUCAAAAAAACUGGCCAUCAGCCUCUUGAGGUUCAUCUUUUUUACCUUCUUCUUGUGCUUCAUCAUUGGCUUUUGUACUACUUCAAGUGAUCAAUUUAGUGAGAUUUUCUUCCUCUGGAUUUGCUGUAUCCUGUGGUCUUCUCCAACUGGAAAAAUGUGACCCAUUUUUUAAUUUAAUUUGAAGUUAUUGUACAUGUUCUUAAUUUCUUUUCA